UUUAUUUUAUCUUUUAUUUUCCAUGUUUCAAUUAGCUUGCUGUUGUCGUAGAUUAAGGGUUAGACUGAUCGCCAGUCAGUUAGGGAAGGUGAAAGAAAACUGAUUCUUGGCCAAAAAGAGAUGACGUGGGAAGGAGCUACUGUCGGUGAUAUAAUUAAUCUUUCUAAGUUUCAAUGAGCUGUUGUCGUAGGUUACCACAAUUAUAGAUAAGGGCUUGAUAAUUUUGAUAAGUAUCCCUUGACAGUAAAUAUUUCAGGAACACUUGCUAAUGUUAUGAGAGGACAGUUGAUCCACGCGGCCGUUCUCUCGUCAUAACCGGAGAGGAUUAGUGUUUUAUGACUCGUAUAUACUUUGAUUUUCAUGUGGACAAGAAUGUACAGCAAGAACUUGCAGAACUCGGACAGAAGUGAAUAACUGGAUCUGAACACCUGAGUAGGUAAAGAAGCACAGCUGCACAAGCAAAGAAGAAACAUUACUACCAUGAAUGCCCAAGACCUGUAUGACAAUGUGCUGCAGGGAAGAGAGCGUGAGUCAUUUCAUUUCAGUGAUGAUGACUUCUCACCCAAGUCUAACCUGGCUCUCUACACCACUUUCUCUGGCACUCCAUGCCGACGACUCUCACUCUCCUCGAAUACUUGUGACACACCUCGGUCCAGCCUCUUUGACUCAACUGAAUUUUCAAUCAGCUCAUCGCCAGACAACCAUGGUUCCAACUGUGGGCACAGCAUGAUGGGACCCACUUUCACUCCCUGGCACCACAAAGCCACAUCAAAACGCAGGAAAGAAAAUUCUGUUUCUCCAUACUCUCCAGCCAGUCUUCCAUCCUGCAGUCAUGGUCAAAAUGUGAUGACUAAGAAUGCAGAUUCCAGUCCCCUUAAAAAGAAAUAUAAGAUGAUGUUGCCUUGCCAGAAGCAUGUCUUCUCUUCUCAGGAUUCCAUCUCAGAUGAUUCUGGUACAUCAUCUCAUGACAGUGGGUACUUUGAAAGUGGCAAAAAGAUAGAGGAGGAUUCUUACAUUACCCGAGUUGGCAGUGCUCCAGCCAAGAUCAAAUGCAGAUUGUCCCAGUCCAAGACAUGGAUGUCUCUUUCCCCAGUGAAGCAAGUAUCUCUGGUGUCUUCUGCCACCACCACCACCACCACAGCCACAUUAACUCCUGCUCAUUUAGCUGAAGGGCAAAGGCCUUUCAAAAGGUUUCCAUCACUCACCUUUGAUGAAGAUGAUGCAGACGUGGUGACAGAACUCAUGAAUGAGGUGAGACUCCAAGAUGAGGAACUCUGGGGAUUAUCAGGUUUGUUAGCUGCCCCCAUACAUGUGGCUAAGUUCUGUUCACCAACCAAAUCCCCCUCUGGUUCCCUUGUCAGGCAUCACCUUUCCAUGAUGGAUACUGUUCCUACCUUCUCUUGGGUUUGUGAACCUUUGGCAGGCAAAGAGAACAUUUAUCCCAUAGAACGAUCACAUUCAGAAUUGGGUGCCAGUGCUGUGGAGAGCAAACUCAGGAAGCUGGAUCCACUCAGGUCAUCCUCUGAGCCAGAGAUGAAUUGUUGCCACUCGGAAACUCAUGUCGCUAUAAUGAAGGCUUUAAACAAAAGUUAUAAACGUGAAGAGAAUCUCACUGGUGACUUCUCUAAGGCUCUGUUGCUUCCUAUCCUUGAGAUUGGGAAACACCCAGACCUUCAGUCUAUAAGUGUUCAUACUCUAGCUGAUGUUAUUAAGGGCAAGUACAAUGAUAAACUUGCCUCCUGCAGAAUUAUUGACUGUAGGUACCCAUAUGAAUACGAUGGAGGGCACAUAAAGGGGGCAGAAUUGUGGCACUUACCAGAGUUAGUGACUCAGAACCUGAGAGCUAAGAAAGGUGUUCCAUUUAUUGCUGGUGAGGAAGAGCCAAGACAUAUCAUGGUAUUUCAUUGUGAAUUCUCCACUGAAAGAGGACCCAAGGCACAGCGACUGCUGCGGCAGAUUGAUCGAUCUGCCAAUAAGGAACAUUAUCCUGCUCUUUAUUUUCCUGAAUUGUAUUUGCUAGAGGGAGGCUAUAAGGCCUUCUAUGAGAAAUACUCAGAGCUUUGUACACCCUGUAGCUAUGUAAGGAUGGUCGAUCCCAAAUAUAAUGUGGAUCUGAAACACUUUCGGACCAAGUCCAGGUCCUGGGCUGGUGAGAAGAAGCACUCAAAGAGCCGUAUGCUUUUCCCAGGGUUGAACAGGCCUUAACUUUUUGUUUGUACAUGAAAUAUCUGCUGUUUUGACGAGGACAGGAAGGUUUUCUGUCUAGGUUCAGUCAAUAAUGUUAAUAAGGAUUUUUGUGUAAAAGUAUCCAAUUGUACACUUAAUUCUGUUGCUUUGUUUUUGUUUUAUUUUAUUUACAUUUUAUGUGAUCUAAACAUGAUCACCAAAUAAUAGCACAAAUUAUUUAUAAUUUUGUUAUGUUCAGGUUCAGGUUCAGUGGGGAUCUUUUUUAUGUUGAUACCAAAGGUUGUAUAACAAUGUUCCUUCUGAAAUAAUGAAGCAUUACACAUGGAUGUGUGAUUUGUCUGGGCAGAAUUGUUUAUUUAAGUCUUUCUUUGUCACUCCCUUUAUUCAUGAUGCAAUUAGAUCUAAAUGUAUUUAUUUUAUGUUAACCUUUAUUUAAAUUUUGGCCAUAAUUAUUAAAAGUUGAUGGAAUUCUUACCAGCUUUAUUUAUAAUGGAUUUGGAGGUUAUGAUAAUUGUUUUAUAGUCUUGAAAAUAUAAUUAGGAUGAUUAAACUCAUUUGCCUUUCAAGUACAGCAGCAUGAAGUAAACUUUGUUGUCUGACGAUUAUAAUUGUGAUAUUUGCCUAAUAGUUGUGCAAAUAGUUCUGAUGAAUAAAUUCAAUAAAACCUUCCAAAUAUGAUUAUAAUAAAAUAAUUGUGGUAAUUGAA
Molecule: messenger RNA, 2893 nt
Organism: Scylla paramamosain (green mud crab)
Lineage: Eukaryota; Metazoa; Arthropoda; Malacostraca; Decapoda; Portunidae
Product: M-phase inducer phosphatase 1-like
Exons: 2
Coding region: 481-2205 (574 amino acids)
Biological process (GO): positive regulation of G2/MI transition of meiotic cell cycle; positive regulation of G2/M transition of mitotic cell cycle; G2/M transition of mitotic cell cycle
Cellular component (GO): nucleus; cytoplasm
Molecular function (GO): protein tyrosine phosphatase activity
Source: RefSeq, a predicted model, not a curated record